Messenger RNA from Fragaria vesca subsp. vesca, 1515 nucleotides. RefSeq lists its product as uncharacterized. The transcript is spliced from 3 exons. NCBI's taxonomy places the organism in Eukaryota, Viridiplantae, Streptophyta, Magnoliopsida, Rosales, Rosaceae. Gene Ontology annotation, cellular component: nucleus. The record is from RefSeq and is a predicted model, not a curated record. The coding region runs from base 136 to 1311 and encodes 391 amino acids.
UUCUCUUCUCUUCUCCUUCAGCUCCCCCAACAAUUGUUAUUCUUUUCAAAAUUGCUUCUUCUCCAAUUGGCUCCCAGAACUAAUCCCAGGUGACUCUCAGUACUGUUGUUGCUGUUGAAGAAUAAGCUAUAAAUCAUGGACUUGCAGCAAAAAGAUGACCCUCCUAAAUCCUCAGUUAAAGAAGCAAUGACUGUGUGUCAGCAUUUUCUGUUGAAUUUCAUCAUGGGAAAUUACUUGGGUCCUGAUAUCAAGUUUGAUAAGGUAAGAUACUCGGCAUAUCAAAGAUUAGCGGAAGGUUCCCCUCCGUAUGAGUCGAGAGAUUUGGGUGCUUCAUAUGUUAGUGUGUCUCUGUUGGAGAGUCUAUAUUACUAUAUCCUGAGAAAUGCUCAACCUAGCCUGGUUCUGAGACCACAUAUGUUGCAUAAGUAUUUGAAGGGCAGCCUACCUUUGUCGAGUCCGCAGUUCCUGGAUAUUUUCCCUUUGAAUCUUCAUCAACAGAUAUGGUAUCCGGAAAGCUUCAGAAUUGUUAAGGGGAUUGUGAUUAUUGAUGAUCCUGUUACCUCAUAUAUGAAAGAAGGUGAUCUAGAAAAGUUCAAAUCUUUGUGUGGUUUGAAUAGCCUGAAAAUUGAUAUAGAUGAGUCUAGAAAAUAUCAACAUGAGUAUCAGAAUGGCAGGAAAAAUGAGCACAAUUUCUGUAAGGACAGUGAUGAGGCAGGAUAUGUUUCCAAUGGAAAUGGUAAUUCAACUGAUAGGUUUCAACAAAAGUAUAAAAGGAGGUGCCACUCUCGUCCUCCAUCAGUUCCAGUAAUUCCCCUGGUUGUUACUUCAUCAGAAGGCACAAAACAUUGUGGAAAAGAUGAACCUUCAUGGAGUACCUGCAAACCAGAAGGACCGCUAAUCAUGCCCCAUCUGUCUGUUCCUAGAAUGGAAGCAUCUGUUUCAGAUCCAUCUAUUGUUUUGUCUGGGACGGUCAAGAGAGGGGUUGUAGGACCACCAAUUGGUGCUGUGGACAUUGGGAUUAGCAAGGUGGCAUAUUAUUUCCGGGUAUCUCUACCAGGAAUCAGGAAGGAUUUUUGUCAAUUUAGUUGUGAGAUCGAACCCAAUGGGAAGGUUCAUCUUGAAGGCUUCACAAGUGGUGGGAACCCCAUAAAGAAACGGUCACGUGUUUUCCAAAUGAAAGUGCAGCAAGUGUGCCCUCCUGGACCAUUCACACUCUCCUUCAGUCUUCCGGGACCUGUUGAUCCAAGGCUCUUUGCACCUAACUUUGGAUCAGAUGGCAUCUUUGAAGGAGUAAUUCUAAAAGAGGAGUGAUAUCUGAUGCUCAGUCUCAUUCUUAAGGUAGCAAGAGUUGACAAAAAGGUUAGGAUCUUCUUACUAGACUAAACUUUCAACAUUUUUCUGCUAGCAUGUGAAUAGUGUAGAAAAAAAUUGGUUGCUGAAGUUAGUGUGAGAUACUUACUGCAAAAUGCAUGCUGCGUUCUCUUCCUUAUUCUCAUCUAGACAUGCAUGCAUCCA